Bactrocera oleae (olive fruit fly) is the source of this 1929-nucleotide messenger RNA. RefSeq lists its product as uncharacterized. Gene Ontology annotation, molecular function: aspartic-type endopeptidase activity. Gene Ontology annotation, biological process: proteolysis. The record is from RefSeq and is a predicted model, not a curated record. Lineage: Eukaryota; Metazoa; Arthropoda; Insecta; Diptera; Tephritidae.
CAUAUGAUACGUUGAUGUCACAAGUAUUGUAUAUGAAAAGUAAUUCAGUCUGUAUUGUGUUUAGUUAACAAAAUUUUAUAUUAUGUCGUUGUCAUCAUGGCAUAACAGACGGUUCACAUUUAUUACUGUAUUUUAAAUCAAUUAGAGGCCUAAAAAGGGACGCUGGACGUAACUGCUACUCAAUUUAACAAACGAUAUACCAGGACUUAACCGAAUCGGUAGAGAACUCAACUGCUACUCAACAGCUACUCAAUUUAUUGGAAGCUACUAUCGAUUACUACACCAUUUUCUAAGUUGAACGGCUCAUAUAGAAUAUAUGAAACUUCUGCCACAAGUGAUGCCUUGUAUAGUUAACCAAAAAUAUGAAACUGACUAUGAAAGACAUGCUUCGACAUGCUUAUGCUUUCUCCAUAGCGUAUGUAGUAUAUACAAAACGUCCUUGAAACGUUCAAACGUUCGUGAUAACCUUUCUAAAAGCAAACCAAUUGUUUUAAAUUAUUUAAAAUGAAAUUGUUAACAAAUAUAGCAUAUGGGAUGGUAUGCUUAUUUGAUUAAUUAUAUACAGUAUGUAACCAAACUCCACACCUGAAUAAAUAAAGACAAAUAAUUUGCGAUAUUUUAACGGCUUAUUUUUGGUAUAAAUAGAACAGUGUAGCAUCAACUGCUCAUUAAGUGUUUGAAUUUCACUCAAGUAAUUCAAUAAGCCAAUUGCAACAUGUUCACGUACCAAAAAUUAAUUAUCAUCUUAAACUUGGCUGCAGUCCUGCAUGCUGGAAAUAAUAAAAUACCUAUCUACGAGCAAGAAGACAGCCAAUGGAAUUGGGAGGAUACCCAAGCGUACACAGCUAAAUUAUGUGACACGCUUAAUUUGCCGCGACCGAGUGACUUGGAAAACGUAAAAGCCGAAUUUUAUAAACCGAGAUUGUUAUCCCAUUUUAGCAUAGGUACACCACCACAGCCAUUGAAAAUGUGUUUCGAUAUAACCAGCCCAGAUAUGAGAGUACGAUCAAGCUCAUGUGCGGGUUUACUCUGUGUCCUUCUUAAAUUUACUGCUUUCAUAUUCGAAAAAUCGAGCAGUUUCAUAAAUUUGGGCUAUAGUUACCUAUAUGAAGGAAAGAAUCGAAUGUUCGCCGAUAAUCUAAUCAUUGGUGGUGCAGUUCUAAAGGAACAAACUUUCAUUGAAGCGGCAGGAUCACUGCCAUCAUAUGUUGAUGCUUGGUUUGGUCUCUCACAAGGUGAGAGCAAAUCGGGAUAUUCGACGGUGCUACAAAACAUGUUUGAGAAACUAAAGAUUGACGAGUUCACCGUCAUUUUACAAUCCUAUUCCGAUCCAAAGCAGGUUGGAGAGAUAUAUUUUGGCGAUGUGGCAUUAGCAGCAGACUAUAUAAUUACUGCACCCUCAAACUAUAUUACUCAAUGGCAAAUUCUCACGACUUACGAUGGUAUUGCUCACGGUGCUUUUCUUGACUUUAACUGCCCAGAUAUUAUAUUUGAUAAUGUUGCACAGUUUAACAAAUUAAUUAGUGAAAGUGGCGCCCAGAUAGGAAAAGAUAACAAUUACUAUGUGAAGAGCAUAAAAAAUAUUUCAAGUCUUAUAUUUAUAAUUGAAGAUAAACCUAUAACGGUGUCACCACAAGCUUACUUUGAACCAGUAGGCACAGUUUAUAAGCUUAAGGUCAGAUAUGUUGAGGGUUUGUUUUGUUUGGGAGCACCCUUCUAUUCAAAGAAAUGGAUCACAUUUAAUUUCAAAACCAAUAUGAUUUCAAUUGCAGAACUAUCAGAAAGAGAGUAAAUCUAAAUUUAUAUAUUCACAAGAAAGAUAUACUUUGCCGAUUUAACGAUUUAUAUUAUAUAUUACCCAAAAUAUCCAACAUAUUAUACCCAAAAUAUUAAACAUAUUAUAACCAAAAUAUUAUACAUAUUAUACCC